AUGAAUCGUCCUAAAUCUCGAAGUAAACGCUCCAAGGUCUCACUUGUUCGGAGCCAGAGCUGUAGGAGUGAUAUGGAUUUAAGCGACGACAGCAGUUCGCUCCAUGUUUCUGUUCGUAGUGGAAGCGAUUCUCCUGCAAAUGAUGCGAAGUCACCCCCCAAUAUUGAUGAGACUGGGACGUUAUCAGACUCAACCACUGAUGUUCUGUCCUCUGUUGAAAUCAGGAAGCUUCGAAUUCGAAAUGGAUUUAAUGUCGACCAAUAUGAGUCCCUUCACAAAGACAAACGUGGUGAACCUAAAUCUGUUGUUUCUGAGGUAUCCAUAAGCCCAGGGAGAGGUACUAAUAGUCCAAUCAAUGAUCAGUCGACCAACCUCAGCAAAUCUACGAAGCUGCAUAAAAGCGCUUCCACGUCUUCUGAAGUACCAGACAGUUCCUCGGAAUCACCAAAAUUGGUGAAAAAUAAGGCACUGGAUGUUGAUCUUCCGCCGUUUGAGGAAUCUAUCAUCGAGGGUUUCUCCAUUAUGGCUUUCAAUACGUCAUCGGAAAUGGAGCUGUUUUUUGUACGUCUUCUUGAAGAGUAUAAGUCUAGAGUAUAG
This is a messenger RNA of Echinococcus granulosus, 597 nucleotides long. RefSeq lists its product as hypothetical. The transcript has 2 exons. The record is from RefSeq and is a predicted model, not a curated record. The coding region runs from base 1 to 597 and encodes 198 amino acids. Lineage: Eukaryota; Metazoa; Platyhelminthes; Cestoda; Cyclophyllidea; Taeniidae.